Scophthalmus maximus (turbot) is the source of this 3005-nucleotide messenger RNA. Its product is annotated as receptor-type tyrosine-protein phosphatase H. The record is from RefSeq and is a predicted model, not a curated record. Lineage: Eukaryota; Metazoa; Chordata; Actinopteri; Pleuronectiformes; Scophthalmidae. The transcript has 17 exons. The coding region runs from base 251 to 2794 and encodes 847 amino acids. Gene Ontology annotation, molecular function: protein tyrosine phosphatase activity; protein binding. Gene Ontology annotation, biological process: protein dephosphorylation.
UCACUUGCCAAUAAGAGAAGGGACCAGAGGUUAUGAAGGGAGGACGUGCUGACGAAUUAAAAGUCAACACGUCUGGAUUUAAGUGAAUAUUGGACUGUCAGCUCAGGACCGAAGGAAAUUCUUUGCCAACCUCAAGUGUUGUUUCUGUCAACACACCAGUACUGAAAAUAGCAACGUGAGGUUCAUCUCGGGGGAACAAAUGGAAUUGAUCAAGUCCAAUACUAUGUGAGUAGCUUAAUAAACCAUAACAAUGAGGAAGCCUUUUUCUUCCACCUCAGACCGCUUGCUGCUGUGCGUCUUCUGGACUCUUCUUUGGGGUGUCACCGGCUCCAUUCCAUCCACACCAAACACAGCGCAGACAGCAAUAGCAACACCGACAGAUGCAACAGAAGCAGAGACGACGAGCACACUGUUAACUAUCCCAAUGACAACCAUUCCAACAACGAAACCACCUCCUGGAGAUGCGAAAGACUUUGAAUUGGUGGGACAAAAUGAGACCAGUGUGACUCUGCAGUGGAAAAAAGUGGAAAACAUCCUCACAUAUACACUCGUGUUUCCUGGACGAGAAAUCAACAUCACUGCAUUGGUGGAAGCUGAACUCGUGAGACAAGUGACCUCAGGACUCACAAGUGGGACACUAUACAACUUCACUCUCUUCACUGUGUCUGAAAAUGUCAGGAGCAGCGGAGUAAACCUCAUCGCAGUGACUGUUCCUCGAAAUACAGAGGAGAUUAAAUCAGUGGGACAAAAUGAGACCAGUGUCACUCUGCAGUGGAAAAAAGUGGAACACAUCCUCACGUAUACACUUGGGUUCAGUGGAGGAGAGAUCAACGUCACUGCAUUGGUGGAAGAUGAACUCGUGACGCACACAAUCCCAGAUCUCAGCAGUGGGACUGAAUACAGUUUCAGUCUCGUCACUGUGUUUGCAAGUGUCAAAAGCAGCGGCGUUAACCACACUGCAGUCACCGUUCCAUUGGCUGUGUCUUCGGUCAGCGUGACUGAACGCACUGUGACCACAGUAACCCUGAAGUGGCAGGAUGUGGGUAAAGGCUGGAGCUACUUGCUUCAGAUCAAUGGAAUGGAUGUGACCCCAGACGUUUCCCAAAGUUUUGUCUCAUACCCAGUCACAUCUCUCGAGCCGGGGACAGAGUAUCGAUUCAGUGUGAUCACAAUGUUCUCCGGACUCAACAGCACUGCUUAUGAAGGCUUCACAGUAACAGCCAUAGACUGUACCAGUGUGACCUGGCACGUGACAAACUCGUCGAUCCAAGGGAUGGUGCAAGGCUUAUUCUCGAACGCAACCGCCACUUAUAAAGAAAUUCAUGUCAGUCCUGGCGGUAGCAAUGUGUCAUUCACUGACCUUUACCCCGGCGCAACCUACGAGGUGUCUCUGGUGUACGAGAGAAAUUCUACACGCUUUGAUCAGUGUCGUCACAGUCUUACCAUCCUUCCUCCAAGUUUAAGUGCUCGCUGUGAGUACCGGGAUGCUGGCUACUCCAUCUUCCUCGUCUGGAAUAAGCCUGACGGCGUGUGGACUGCAGUGGAGGUGAAUGUGACUGGGCAAACUCACCUUGUGCCUGAAGAUGGGAAACAGCAUGUGGAAAUAUCAGGAUUUCAUCCAGCCAGAACAUAUGCUGUGUCUUUAUCUUCUCUUUCUGGGACAGAAAGGAGUUACGAACCAUUUGUUUUUCUAUGUUCUACUGAUCCGAGGGGAGUCAUUGCAGGGUCCGUGGUCACUCUGCUGCUCUUUGGGGUCGUGGUCUGUUUGGUUGUCUUCAUUCUGUUCCACAGGCCACAUUUAAUCAGAAAAACGCCAUUCUACAGUGGAUCAAAACUAUCUAGUAAAAGGUACAGAACUAUUUCUGUAGCAGAGUUUCCAGGCCACUUCUCCCAGUUAAGUGUGGAUAGCAACAGAGGUUUUGGCCAAGAAUAUGAGAGUCUUGCUCCCGUUGGCACCAAGCAGAAACAAAAAGCAGCCGAUCUACCCGAGAACAACGUGAAGAACCGCUUCAGCAACGUCUUGCCGUACGACUGGUGUCGAGUGAAGCUAACUACGUCAAGGUCCGAAGGGAACUCUGACUACAUAAAUGCCAGUUUCAUACCAGGCCACAGAAGCAGAAGAGAGUACAUUGCCACUCAGGGUCCUCUGCCCUCCACAGUCAACGAUUUCUGGACGAUGGUUUGGGAACAAAGAGUGAAAGGCAUCGUCAUGGUAACCAACUGCAUCGAAGGAGGACGGGUGAGUCUCCAGACCAAGUGUGAACAAUACUGGCCUGAAGACAGCAAUCCUGGCCUUUACCAAGAGCUCCUGAUCACCCUCAGAUCUAAGGAACAGGAGCCCUACUGGAUAUUGAGGGAAUUUAUUGUGAAACAUAGAUACACCUCAGAGGAGCGCACAGUGAAACACUUCCAUUUCACAGCCUGGCCUGACCACGGAGUCCCUCAGGGCACCAAAGCCCUGAUCCAGUUCAGAAGAAUUAUGAGGUGGCACAUGGAGAGAGAAGGGGUCGGAGCACCGACUGUGGUCCACUGCAGUGCUGGAGUGGGCAGGACCGGCACCAUCAUCGCCCUGGACGUGCUGCUUCAGCAGCUGGACCAAAAGAGAGCGGUGAGCGUCGGCGCUUUUGUGCACAAGUUGAGACUGAGUCGACCGCACAUGGUGCAGACGGAGACCCAGUAUGUUUUCCUGCACCAGUGCAUCAUGGACUGUCUGCAGCAGGAUGAGAAGACCGAAGAUAAUUAUAAUUUAGACCUGAUAUAUGUCAACGCCACUGUGCUCCAAGAGUUUCGUUAAUGCAAGACAAAUGCCUAAACUCGACAAUAUUGUCUCAUGUGCACUUGAAGCUGCACUGAAGACGACAUACUAUAUUGUGUUAUAAACUGUAAAUAUGAAUUUCCAUGAGUUACAUAUUCACUUUAUAUGCAUAGCAGCUUUAGAUUUUCUUACCUUUAUAAUUUCAUAUUAUUAUUUUCAUUAUUAUUGUUUGAGCAAACAGAAUGUUUUU